Molecule: messenger RNA, 1839 nt
Organism: Eremothecium cymbalariae DBVPG#7215
Lineage: Eukaryota; Fungi; Ascomycota; Saccharomycetes; Saccharomycetales; Saccharomycetaceae
Product: glycoside hydrolase family 125 protein
Exons: 1
Coding region: 1-1839 (612 amino acids)
Biological process (GO): carbohydrate metabolic process
Source: RefSeq, a predicted model, not a curated record
AUGUCAUCUAUUCCUGGUAAUGCUAGAAGGAGACAGAAGGUUCUUUUAGUUGGUUUAACGCUAUUGGUUAUGUAUAUGGUGUCGCCUGCUGGAUAUUGGACUGGUGAGCCAAUGGUUGAUGAUACUGCAGGGAAAAUUAUCGAUGAGAAAGACGGUAAUUACAGGUUUCCACGCAUGAGUACAAGCAGGCACAAAUUUAACUCAAAGAGGCUUAGUGACUGUGAAAACUAUGCCGAUUAUGCAAGGGUUCCUCAUUUUGCGUCGGACGGGUCUUCAACUCCGUUAGGAUUGCCCAAUCAGCGUCCACCAGAGGAUUGCAGGACGUUCAGUUCACCUUUAAUCGAAGAGUUUAUCAAGGAAUUCAAGGGGAAGCUCAAGGAUCAGGACCUUGCUAUAUUGUUUGAAAAUACCUUUCCUAACACCUUGGAUACCACCAUUCUAUGGCAUGUUACCGCAGAGGAAAACCAAAGAAUGAAAAACCAUGCUGAUCAGAAUAGCUACAGAAAUGAAUACCCUGAGACAUUUGUUGUGACUGGGGACAUUAAAGCAGAAUGGUUACGUGAUUCAUCAUGGCAGUUAGCGGUGUAUCAACCGUUUAUCAAGAGGGAUCCGUAUAUAAAGGAACUCAUCAGGGGUGCUAUCAACACUCAAUCGCAGCUCUUUCUUCAUAAUCCCUAUUGCAACGCAUUUCACCCACCUCCUUACAGCAAGGCUACCCCAAGAGAAAGUGCUAUCGAUGAUGUAUUUCCUAAACCAAAUUGGGCGCAGGUUUUGGAAUGCAAGUAUGAAAUUGAUUCCCUGGCAUCCUUCUUGACUCUUUCUCGCCAGUAUUAUCAAAAUGCUCCAGAAGAAGACAUGUUUGAUUUUGUUACAGAUGACUGGUUAUUGGCGGUGAAACGAUUAUUCCAAAUAGUUGAUAGGGAAGCUGAUUCUACAUUUUUCCCAGAUGGUGGUCUUCACGAGUUUAUGUACAAGUUCAAAAGACAGACUAACAUAGGGACGGAGACAUUACCAUUAGAUGGAAGUGGAAACCCAAUGAAAUCUGGUACUGGAUUAGUCAGGUCUGCUUUCAGACCUAGCGACGAUGCGUGUAUUUUUCAAUAUUUCGUUCCAGGUAAUGCGCACCUCGCGGUAGAAUUGGAAUAUCUAGUUGAUAUUCUAACGGAUUACUUGAUUUACGAGAAUGCAGGAAAGUCAAAGACAACCAAUUACUACAAUGUUGAUAUUGGAACUCUCAUAGAAAACUCUGAGGAACGUGCAAGAAAAAUAAGGGAAGGGAUAGAAAACAAUGCUGUAUUCGAACAUCCUGAUUUUGGGAGAGUGCUAGCUUACGAGGUGGAUGGAUAUGGUAGCAGGGUAUUUAUGGAUGAUGCGAAUAUUCCUUCUCUUUUAUCUUUACCAGAUAUCGGUUAUAUUUCGAAAGACAACGAACUUUAUCAAAAUACCAGGGAUAUGAUACUCUCAAUGAAAGGAAACCCUUACUACAUGAAUGGUGUUUACUUUAAAGGAAUUGGUGGUCCACAUAUUGGGCUCAAGUAUGCUUGGCCUAUGAGUUUACUAGUUCGUAUACGGACAUCUGAAGAUGACAAAGAAAUCAUGGAUUGCUUAAAACUUAUUAUGGAGAAUACUGGAGGCCUUGGAUUAAUCCAUGAGUCUAUUCAGACAUCUACUGCAGGUGGAACAGAAUACACUCGUUCAUGGUUCGCCUGGGCAAACUCUGAAUUUGCUAAAACCAUAUUUGAUCUAGCGGACCGGAAACCACACUUAAUAUUUACCCAGGAAGCACUUGAAAAGAAAUUCAAUUUGAAUUCGUUUAUAGCAGGAAUCGCUGUGAGCUAG